Molecule: messenger RNA, 630 nt
Organism: Gossypium raimondii (Peruvian cotton)
Lineage: Eukaryota; Viridiplantae; Streptophyta; Magnoliopsida; Malvales; Malvaceae
Exons: 2
Coding region: 191-433 (80 amino acids)
Source: RefSeq, a predicted model, not a curated record
AAUGGUGUCUUUCGGCUAACCUAGCCUCCUCCCUCGGGGACCAACAAGGGGUUUAGGGCCUGACUCAUCCUCCGCUUUGUUUACUUCCGCUCAAGUGGGUGGACUGGAUUUGGGAGUCCUAUUUUUGUGCCGAUGCUAUUCAUUUUGGGUUGCUUCUUUCUAUGUGUUCCUUUUUUGGGUAUAAAGGGUGAUGGGUUCUAGUGUUGCUGAGAGAGGAAAGAUGUCGGAUUGGGGGCCGGUUUUCAUCGCGGUGGUGCUUUUCAUACUUCUAACACCAGGGCUGCUGAUUCAGGUUCCAGGGAGAUCCCGAUAUGUAGAGUUUGGAAACUUUCAGACUAGUGGAGUAUCCAUCCUGGUGCAUUCCAUUAUUUAUUUUGGACUGAUCUGUAUCUUCCUUAUAGCUAUUGGUGUGCAUAUGUAUGUUGGCUCAUAGCUGACCAAAACCAACUACCCAACUCUGUUAGAAUCUCUAAAUUUGUGGUUUUGUAUGUAUUUUCUGUUUCGGUUUGCAUGUGUCUUUUUUAAACCAAAGUUACUAUAGUGAUAUUUUUGUUUGUCAUCUGAUUUUGUUCUUCACAUUAAUCUAGCGAAAAAGUUUGAUAAAUAAAAUGUUUUAUUCUGGUUUGUGAA